AUGGAGUCCGUGACUAGCUUCUUUUGGAAUGAGGGAGCAAAGACUAGUGAAUUGACUAAUACUUCAUCAAAACGUUCAAGCAUAGGAUCCGAUACGAUACAAACGAGCAGCCCCAUGAAGGAUGGCAAGAUCCACAAGGGUGAUAACUCGAGAUCAGCAGGAAGUGCGAAUGGUGCUUCCUCUAAUCCACUUUCCAGCUCUGGGCUGCAGAAGGCAAUGACAGAGACUCUAAUAGAAAAGAUAAUCAAGAUGGCCCUAUCACCAUCAUCGGAGAUGGCUGUUGAUAAUAUAGAGAACAGAAUGGCAGCCGCUAAAGAUAGACCAAGUUUAUCUGUUCAAAUUAUGAGUCGAAAUUUUAUUUUGAUGAAUUCAAGACUGAGUUUACCUUUCACAGUUAUAAAUGAGAUAAUAAGAAUAUUCGAUUGGAAAAAUCCGGCUUAUACUAUUUCAAUGAUUUUUCUUUACACAUAUAUCGUUUUAAAGCCUAUACCAACGGUAACUGCAAUACCCAUCUUCUAUUUACUCUUCGGGGUUAUGGUACCUGAGUAUUUAUAUAUUCAUAAACCCAAUUACUCUCCCUUACUGAAAGCCAAUCCAGUACCUGCACAGGGGCCACCCUUAAGAAAAGCUGAAGUGCCGAAACCAGUUCCAGAAUUGAGCCAAGAAUUUGUUCUGAAUUUGACUGAUCUACAGAAUCAUUUGCUAAUAUAUGUUAGAAUAUAUGAUUGCAUUCAUUCCAUACUUGUUAAGUUUGCUUUUUUUGUCAAUGAACCAAUAUCAGCAUUCAUAUACGUACUUCUGCUACUUUUUGCGAUAAUAAACAUCUUUACCAUAGAAUCAAUCAUUAAAUUUGUGCCUGUUAAAGAAAUCCUGCUGGUAGUGGGUUGGUCGUUCGCUAUCAUAAUGCACCCUAAGAAUAGGGAACAAGUUUUCACAGGAAUAUAUUCAGAGGAGACACGACUCAAAUUAUUAACGUUGACCAAUAAAUGUGAAAGUGCUAUCGAGAAACAGCUAAACUAUACCGAACCUAGAGAGCACCGAAUGGUUGCCAUUUAUGAAAUUCAAAAAUUCAAAAGGAAGGAAAAAGGUUGGGUGACGAUAGGUUACUCAAGCGAUGAUUACACAUUAUUUUCAGAUUUGAGAAUCAAGGAACUGAAAAUCGAGGACAAUUGUAUACCACUUUUAGAAGAUGUCAAGGCGCCUAUAUCAUGGGACUGGAUAGAUAACACAACAUGGGCUCUCGAUUUGGACCCCACAGAAUGGCUUGAGAGAGGUUUUAUAGAGUACGUUGACGUUGAUCACGAUACAAAAUGGGUUUAUGACUUGAACCUGGACGGCACAAAGGGUAAUUACCGCAGAAGGAUGUGGACAAACGUUUGUAUUAGGAAAAUUGAGUUUGACACUGAGGAAGAAGGUAAAACCUCUCAAAAGACUGACGUAAAUGAGACUAUUGGAAACAGCAAAAGUCUUGCAGUUACAAGAGGCUCUUUGUCAGGGUCAUCAGACGAACCACGUCCCGGGAUGAAGACAAUGGCCUCAACAUCAUCACUAAAUAGUGCCAUCAGCACGUCGGAUAGUUCUCAUUCAGUAAAGCCUGACGCCUCAAAGGCAGUCACAAGUCUUGUCACUGCUCUCAACUCUCCAUAA
This is a messenger RNA of Zygotorulaspora mrakii, 1647 nucleotides long. RefSeq names its product Pex29p (gene PEX29). Lineage: Eukaryota; Fungi; Ascomycota; Saccharomycetes; Saccharomycetales; Saccharomycetaceae. Gene Ontology annotation, cellular component: peroxisomal membrane. The transcript has a single exon. The coding region runs from base 1 to 1647 and encodes 548 amino acids. The record is from RefSeq and is a predicted model, not a curated record. Gene Ontology annotation, biological process: peroxisome organization.